This is a messenger RNA of Stegastes partitus (bicolor damselfish), 2841 nucleotides long. RefSeq names its product phosphodiesterase 5A, cGMP-specific, a (gene pde5aa). Gene Ontology annotation, biological process: signal transduction. Gene Ontology annotation, molecular function: protein binding; 3',5'-cyclic-nucleotide phosphodiesterase activity. The transcript has 20 exons. Lineage: Eukaryota; Metazoa; Chordata; Actinopteri; Pomacentridae. The coding region runs from base 1 to 2841 and encodes 946 amino acids. The record is from RefSeq and is a predicted model, not a curated record.
AUGCCCUGUCUGCACUCUGAAGCUCUGGAAUCCAUGGAGUCUGCCAGUAGGACUCCCGGUGCGUCCCCUGAUGCUGGCGCACAGACGUCCCUCCGCAGGGAAACGGUGAGGGACACGCCGAUGGUUCAAGGGAUGGGCUGGUUCUUUUCCCCGCUGUGGAGUCCGCGGUCCAAGACGCGCGGCAAGAAGUUUGGAGACGGUAUGAAGAGCGACCAAGUGGAGGCCUGGUUGGACGACCACUCUGACUUCACCAGGGCGUACUUUUUACGCAGAGCUUCAGCGGUAAGUCCACAGCCGGAGAUGUCCCCCCUGCCGUCCGGGGUUUCCAGGAGCAGCUCCGACCACACCGGCCUGUUAAUGAAGAGUCCUCACCGCAGAUCUUCCUCUCCGAUGACCAGCUCACACCUGAAUAUCUCAUCUUUGACGGACAGACUCAAGCCCUUCGCUUCCAACCUCAGCGCCCCUGAGUGGGUGGACCGAUUCUGCCCAGACACACUGAGAAGUCACUCGCCUUGCUCUCCCCGCUCUUCCUCCCACUUCUCUUUUUCCCCCUGUCGCCCGCUUUCCCCCAUCUGCCCCUGCUCCCCAGACGUGCCCCACUCUCCACAGCUUCUGACGCCAACUGCGACGAAGACUAGAGCCUGCGGUCGUGAUGAGGGCUGCCAGUGGAUGAUGGGGCUCCUGGGAGGAGGCCUAAGAUGGAUGGGUUCUGUAGCAGAGCUUUGCCAGGAGGCUGUCGGGCACACUGGGGAGCUGCUGGCAGCUGAGGGCAGUUCGCUCUCUCUCAUGAGGAAAGACUGCAGUGGACGGAGCACCUUGGAGGAGGUGGUAACCCUGACAGCACUGGGCUGCUUGAGCGAAGGCAACCUGUACAGCAAUGCACAUCUGGAGCUAGUGAAGGGUAUCAUGGGAUGCGUGUUGGCGACAGGUUCACCAAUGAACCUGAGGGAUACGUCCGAGGACCCCAGAUUCAACUUAGAUGUUGAUCAAUCAUCAAAGAUCAGGAGUGUUUUGAGUGUUCCCAUCAAGAACCACUGGGGAGAGUUGGUAGGUGUAGUGGUGAUGAUCAACAAAAGAAGCGAUGGAUCACUUUCUGCUUUCACUAAUAUGGAUGAAAAGGUGCUGUCCAGUCACAUGGAUGUGUUGGGGAUGGUCUUGGAUAACAUCCAGCUGUAUGAGAGCUCCAGACAAGAGGCUAAACGCAGUCAGGCCUUGAUAGAGAUGGCACAGGUAUUAUCAAAGGAGCACCAGUCCUUUGAGGUUCUGCUGAGUAAGAUGGCUGCCACCAUCAUGCCCUUCACACAUGCUCAGUACUGCACCAUCUUCAUCCCCAGCGAGCAAACUUCAGUCAGGGAAGACAAGGUUUCAUUCUCACGUGUGAUACACUUGGAGUGUGAGGAGCUCGGAUCAACUUGUCAGAUCUACAGAAGGGAACGCAACAUCAGCGAUAUCGAUCCAUCGUAUGCCUUUCAAACACUGAUGGCCAUGGAAACACUUAAUAUGUCGAAGAGUUCUGAGGAAUCAAUGAGGAGUCUCAUCUGCUCUCCUGUUAGAAAUGAAAGGUCUGAAAAUGUUAUCGCUGUGUGCCAGCUGACAAACAAACGGAACAGAGACUCGGAUGAGGUGGAGGCCUUCAACCGAUACGAUGAGCGCCUCCUGGAAGACUUGGCAGUGUACUGUGGCCUGGCUCUGCAGUACGCUCAGGCUGUCCAGAUCACAGAGGAGCGGCGGGCCAGUAUAGAAGUCACACAGGAGGUUCUUGCGUAUCACAUCACUGCAGCAGAGGAGGAAAUCCAGGCAUUGCAGGAGGCCACGAUUCCUCCUUCUGAAUCACUGAAUAUUCUAGACUUCCAUUUCUCCGGUUUUGCCCUGCCAGAGGACCUGACCACUCAGGCCACCAUUCGCAUGUUCCUGGACCUCAAUUUGGUGCAGGAUUUUAGCAUCGAUUACAAGAGUCUCUGCCAGUGGGUCCUGACCGUGAAACGUGGCUACAGGAACAACGUGCCUUAUCACAACUGGAACCAUGCACUCAGCACUGCUCAAAGCAUGUUUGCGAUGCUCAUGGCCACAGACCAACUACAGACAAUAUUUUCCCGCCUGGAGAUCCUCGCAUUGAUGAUCGCUACUCUGAAUCACGAUCUCGACCACAGGGGUGUCAGUAAUUCCUACAUAGAACGGACUCAACAGCCUUUAGCUCAGCUGUAUGGACACUCCUCUCUGGAGAACCACCACUACAAUCUGUGCCUCUUCAUCCUAAACAACACUGGGAGUCAGAUUCUCAGCGGUCUGUCUACAGAAGACCACAAAACUGUACUCCACAUGAUCAAAAGGGCGAUCCUCGCCACUGACCUGACCGUCUACCUGGAGAGAAGAAAACAAUUCUUCAGUCUUGCCAAGAAAAAGAGAGUGAGCUGGAAGAGUGAGAAACAACGAGAUUUGCUGAGAUCAAUGCUGAUGACAGCAAGUGACCUCUCUGCUAUCGCAAAGCCCUGGCCUGAACAAAGACGGAUUGCCAACCUGGUUGCCAAGGAGUUCUUUGCACAAGGGGAUAAAGAGAGAGAAGAGUUUAAAAUCAAACCCAUUGACAUGAUGAACAGAGAAAACAGCACUCGGCUGCCAUACAUGCAAGUUGAAUACAUUGAUGAGAUCUGCUAUCCACUCUAUAAGACCGUAUCGGGACUCUUCGACACCUGCUCUCCGUUGCUGAAUGGUUGUAAGAAGAACAGAGAAAACUGGCAGCAUCUUGCUGAGGAGGCAGAGGAAGAAAACAAUGAAAACAGCAGUACUGUAACCCUGGAGACACAUAAAAGCAUUGAUGAAGAGACCCAGACUGAGGAAUAG